This is a messenger RNA of Pelodiscus sinensis (Chinese soft-shelled turtle), 1305 nucleotides long. RefSeq names its product cysteine-rich venom protein-like. The record is from RefSeq and is a predicted model, not a curated record. Gene Ontology annotation, cellular component: extracellular region. NCBI's taxonomy places the organism in Eukaryota, Metazoa, Chordata, Testudines, Trionychidae.
CUAGAGCCAAGAGAGUUGCUAACACUUAAAGCCCUUCCAAAGAUAGACAGACAAACUCUGGCUGGAGAAAGAGAUGAGUCUGCUCACUGUGAUCGUGUGCCUUGUUGCUGCACUGCACCAAGCUGUUGUACAGGCCCCAGCUUCAGGUUAUGCAGCUUUGUCUCCGUUCAUUGUGAAUAACCAAGAUGUGAUCAUCGACAAGCACAACGAACUUCGGCGAGGGGUGAAUCCCACUGCUAGGAACAUGUUGAAGAUGGAAUGGAAUCCUGAAGCUGCGAGCAAUGCUCAGAGAUGGGCAGAUCAGUGUAAAAUGUCCAUCAGUCCUAGGAAUGAGAGAGUCGUUAAUGGUGUUCUCUGUGGCGAAAACAUAUUGUGGGCUGAUUACCCCCUCUCUUGGCCUGAUUCAAUCCAAAAGUGGUAUAAUCAAGUGGCUAAUUUCAAAUACGGUACAGGAGCAAUCGAAGACAAUGCCUCUAUUAGUAGCUACACUCAGGUGGUUUGGUAUAAUUCCUACCUGACCGGAUGCGCAGUUGCCUACUGUCCUGAUAGUCGGCACCAGUACUUUUAUGUUUGCCAGUACUGUCCCGCAGGAAAUAAUGCAGCAGACCUGUCUAAACCUUACAAACAGGGACCGACAUGUGGUGAUUGUCUUAAUGCCUGCGAACAAGGACUCUGCACCAACCCUUGCAAGUAUAUGGAUAAACACGCAAGGUGCAGCACUUUGAAAGAUCUUUUUGGCUGUAAUCAUUCUGUGGUGAAGGAAAAUUGUAAGGCUACUUGCGAAUGCACCACUGAAAUAAGAUAAUAUCCUGCUAUCCAUCACUCUCUCUUCCUGGAGAUUGUUUUAACUGAAAGAGAAAAGAACCCAGGAUAAAAGAAAAAACACACACAUUCACAGUAUUUUCAUAAUUGCUUGAAUUCUGGAUAAAACAAUAAUGAGAUUGCACUCUGCAUUAUGCGUUCUAUGUCCUGAUUGAUCUUCAGUAAUUUAAAUUAUUUCUAUAAUAACUUUAGAAUAUUCAGAAAUUGUAUUUUAGUUAUUAAUGGGCCUGGGUCUAUUCCAGGAGUGGGUGGGUGAGGUUCUGUCACCUGCAAUAUGCAGAAGGUCAGACUAGACGAUCAUAAUGGUUCCUGUGAGUCUACUUCAAAGCAUGGAACUCCCAAUUUUUUUUUAUUAUUCUUAAACAGGAAAUAAAGUCAUAAUCGACUUGACAUUUUUGUAUUGCACAUUUCAUUUCAGUUGAUUUGCCUCUAGCUUUUUCUUUGAUUAUAACAUGAAUGCAAUCCUGUCAAAUAAAAGCAUUG